CGCAGAGCCGCGUUCGGGCCGCGCCGCAGGUCAGAGCUGGGAGAAUCAAGCACGAUCAGAGGCAAACUUCACUCAACCCGUGUCAGGAGCUGAUCAGAAUCCAAGGCACAGCAGCAGCUGAUUGGCACUGGGGGGCAGAACACCUCCACUCACUGCCUCCACGUUGCUUCAAGCAAGUUCCUUGCUCCCGUCGUACUGUCCAUGGGCUGAAUAAAAGUUGUUAACUCUUGGCUUGACUUGUCAUCCUUUGGGGGAGUAAAACUGAGGUCGGACUGUCCAUUCAAUGGUGUACUGUUAAAGGAGCACGACCUGAAGUGGGGUAUCUCAGAGGUGAGAGUGACUGGUUCUUCAAGUCUGCCUAGGACUCCUUGGAGAGGCAAUAAGGAGAGUAAGAAGAUGCAAUGGGAAUUAUGAAGUGAAUGCAAUAGCUUCAUUGGAACAGCUCUGCACAUUGCCACGCCUGCUUGUUAAGAAGCAACUACUGUUGUUUUGAGGACAAUUUAGGGAAAAAGCCAUUUGAGCAUUUCUGCAGCUUUUAUGCAUUAAUCAAGAAAGUCAAUACACAGACGAAGGAGAGGUGCAAAUAUGGCAAAGGCUGCUAAGGAGAUACAAAUGGAGAACCCGAGCGAGCUGGAGACUCCUAGCGUGGGGACACCAUGUCCCCCAUUGGAAGAACAGGCAGAAAAACCCUCCAUGCUCUGUUUUAAGAAGCGGAAGAAGUCCUGUAAGAAGGGGCUGACAGCUAAGGAUGCAUGUGCGGGAGCUUCUGGAGCCUCGGAGGAGAAAAAUCAAUGCAUCAGCACAGACCCAGGGGAGGCAAAAGCUUCUGCUCGAUUGCGACCCUCCAGAGGAGCCUGGGCAGCUCUCAAAAGUCUCACAAAACCUCGGAGAGGGCAGAAAUCCUCUUCACGGAAGAAGGUGUCUUCUGAUUCCCAGGUGCAGCUAGAGAUGGAUGUGGAGGACAGCUGUGCACAAGGUCUUCCAAGGAAAAAGGCCAGCACAGGGGUGAAGAUGCCCUGUGUGCGCUUCUUGAGAGGCAAGAAAAAGCCCAGCCCUUCAGAGGUGGUGGAGGAGUCAGAGGACAGCGUUCAAGCAAACGAAGUGAUGGGCAUUUUGAAUAAAGCCAUUGAAGAGCUGGAGGACAUGGCCCCAGCAGAGCCCUGCAACAAGGCUGAGACUCUCAGUCUGCUCCCUGCAGAGGACAUGGCCCCAGCAGAGCCCUGCAACAAGGCUGAGUCCGUCAGCCCCCUCCUUGCAGAGGACAUGGCCCCAGCAGAGCCCUGUGACAAGGCCAAAUCCCAUAGCCUGCUCCCUGCACAAAAUUCGGCCCCAGCAGAGCCCUGUGACAAGGCUGAGUCCCUCAGCCCACUCGCUGCAGAGGACAUGGCCCCAGCAGAGCCCUGUGACAAUGCCAAAUCCCAUAGCCUGCUCCCUGCACAAAACUCAGCCACAGCAGAGCCCUGUGACAAGGCUGAGUCCCUCAGCCCACUCUCUGCAGAAGAUGUGGCCCCAGCAGAGCCCUGUGGCAGUGCUGUAGCCCUAAGCCUGCAGCCUGCAGAGGACAUGGCCACAGCAGAGCCCUGUGACAAGGCUGAAGCCCUAAGCCCGCUGCCUGCAGAGGACCAGGGCAUAUCAGCAGAAGGUGCCAAUGCCAAUGGGAGGAGUGAGUCCUCGGGAGAGGCCAGACCAGAAGUGGAUGAACAUGCAGAGUGCAUCGCUCAGUCAGAAAUAACCAGUUUGGAGCCUGUCAAUGAACCUGUGCAGGAAAAGCUGCCUGAGGGGAGUCAAUCUGCAGCCCAAGUGGAAGAGAGGGAAGUCACUCCUGAAGCACCGGUUUCCACAGAUCAACCCAAUGGCACCCCUGAAAUCACCGAGGUGCAGGAAAUAGCCACAAUCUGCAAGGAGCUUCCUGAAAGGGAUGAGUCGGAGAGGAACACUGAUCUCCCCAAGGAGUGCAAAUCUGAGGAGACCACGAUGGAUUUCAGUCCAUCGGUGUCUAAGGAUGAUGCAAUGAGUGUGCAGAGCAGCUCCAGCCAUCAGGAGAAACCUGAAGUCAACAUGGGCACCAGCGUUGGUAUCGUCAUCACCAUCACUGAAGCCGUGGACUCUGACGACACCGAUUCUGACCAGGCCUAUGAGCCAUCCCCGGUUUUACACCACAAGAAGCAAAAAGGGAAUAAAAAAUCCAGUGGGAGCUUUGAUUUUGGUCAAAAAGAAGGCCCUGGGGCUGGCAGUGAUGCUGUGGUGGAAGAGAAAGGUCUGGGCGAGAAGGAGCACAGGACUUCAGAUCAGUACGAGUUGCUCCUCAUAGAAACGGCGUCUUCCCUUGUGAAGGCGGCCAUCCAGUCAUCCAUAGAGCAGCUGGUCAACGAGAUGGCUUUGGAACAGAAUAAACACAACAGUUUUCUGUGAGGGUGAUGAUGCCCCCAGAUUAGGGUGAUUCCAAGCUACUUUGGCCUGAGGAGGGAAGCAAGAGGACUCUGGAGGCCACUGCUUAGUUAACUCUGCAUGCCUGUGAAGUUGUGUGUGUGUUCACGUGUAUGAAGCUGGUGCUGGGGCAUGGGACGGGCCGUGCUGAGCACAGCGAGUGCACUCGGCCUGGCUGCAGGAAAGUGCAAGUGUUGUGGUGUUUUCAUUUACUAGCAUCUUUAUGUUGAGGCCGUGUUUCUGCUGUCUUCCAUUCCAGACUUCCCUGCUGUUAGUGGUUUAAACGUUAAUGUGCUUUUAGGAGGAGGCUCCGCAGGCAGCGGGAAACCUCCUGCCACUGGGUUCGGUUCAGUGAGCGUUGAGCACAGCUGGAGGUUUGCUCAGUGGGUACAAGGGAGGGAGAAGGGGCUGAGAUGUGCAGUCAGUGGCAUCGAUGCCAAGCAGUUAGCACUGCAUUCGGAGGUAUAGGAAACCGUGGUCUGAAGUCCCAUUAGGUAGAACUGAGCGAAUGCAGUGAGCAGCACAGUUUGGCCAGCCUAAGGCCCCAGCCUACUCCUCCGGCCUAUUCCCUUGUCAGAAGCAGCCUGUGUAUCAUCCAUCCCACUGCAGUGCAGCAUCAGGUCUCCUUGCUGACUUCAGGCUGCACAAACACCAAGAGCAUGCCCUCGCUUUGUCUGCUGGGGCCCAUUGCACUGCUAAGUACAGGCCUCCCCAUGGUGUAGUGAUGAGGGCCAGGCUGGAGCAU
This is a messenger RNA of Lagopus leucura (white-tailed ptarmigan), 3172 nucleotides long. It is a transcript of the gene AKAP5, whose product is annotated as A-kinase anchoring protein 5. The record is from RefSeq and is a predicted model, not a curated record. Gene Ontology annotation, cellular component: dendritic spine; excitatory synapse; dendrite membrane. Lineage: Eukaryota; Metazoa; Chordata; Aves; Galliformes; Phasianidae. The coding region runs from base 586 to 2412 and encodes 608 amino acids. The transcript has 2 exons. Gene Ontology annotation, molecular function: calmodulin binding; GABA receptor binding; adenylate cyclase binding. Gene Ontology annotation, biological process: positive regulation of adenylate cyclase activity.